CUUCCCGAACACCACACCUGAUCAGCAUGAAUAGUCUGCCACUAUGCUGCGCAGAUCUCCAACAUCCAUUUGAUCUCAUCUGACAUGUGAGUGAUCUCGAGAGUCUCCUCACCGUCGAGCCAUGCAGGCCGCCUCUGCCAGCACGUCGUCCACAUCGGCCUCCUCGUCGUCGGCUGCCAACGGCCCUCUGUCGCUUGACACCAUCGACCGUGACACACUCAUCACUCUGCUCAAGCGAAAAGAAAAAGGCCUCAAGAGCCAGACCAACAAGCUGCUCAAGGCCGAGGAGGGGUAUGUCAAGGUCGUCAAGGAGAAGCGGCUGCUCGAGGAGGCCGUCACGCCCUUCGUCGCGGCCAUCACGGUGCACGAGGGGCACACCGGCGUGUUCAGGGCGAACCCGCUGGUGCAGGCGCCUUCUGGUAGCGAUGAUAAGGGUGGCGGCGGCAGCCAAGAGAGCCUAGAUCUGGAGCAGCUGCAGCUGCUCUUUAGGUACGCGGAGGUUCAUGUCGGCGGUGUUCCUGUGCACUCCAUGUCUGAGUGUGUGAAUGCAGUGAGCUUCGCGAGUAUGUGAGUCGGAGCCUGCAGGACCGGGAGACGAUCCUGCAGUUCCUGCAGAUGAUCUUCCCCAACGACACAAGCAUUGCCCACAUGCUGCAGCACUCAGCAUCAGGGGCGGGAGCUGGCAGCAGGUCUGGUGGGCUGGAUUUCGACCUCCUGCGAGCCAAGUGGAUGGCGUAUGAGGAGCUGAGCAGCGAGUCGAUCGCGGCUGUGCAGACGGCCGCACGAGAGGCCAUCAAAACGCACGAGCAGCAGAUGGAAGAGGUAGGCAAAUAGGUCAGCACCCACCCAUGUUUCCCUUGUGUGUGCGUAUGUGGCAUGUGGCUAUCAUCAGGUGUUGUACGAGAAGAACGAGCUGGACCUUCGCGUCAAGGAUCUGGAGGCGUCCCUCCAGCAGAUACACAAGGAGAAGGCCCAGCUGCUCCUCUCGCACCUCAAGGCACGGCCACACGGCCACGGCCAUCACCACAUCGCCCCAACAACAGGCCUCCAGCCACGCAACCCCGUCUCAGACACGGAUGAAGACAUCGAGAGGGAGGUGGAGACGCAGUCGUGCGGCGUCCAGACAGGGGGAGGGGAGGAGUCGGACGAUGCGGACCUCCAGCCGCGCACAGCGCCUGCAGUGUGUGUAGAGAUGGGUGUGCAGGCGGCUGGGGACGCCAAUGAGAGGGAGAAGGAGGCGGCCAGGCUGAGGAGUGAGAGGGACAAGCUGAGGGAAGAGCUGCAGACCACCAAGGCACAGGUACGUUGCUGGGUGGCUGGGUGGGCGAUCGAUUCGGAUUGGCUACCACCGUUUGUCCCUUGGCUGUCAGUGUCGGGAGCUGCUCCGGGACCAGGAGAAGCUCAAAGCCCGUCUCCAACUCAGCCCCGCCCCACUCCCGCCCCAACCGACCACCCAAGCUCCUUCACAAUCACCCUCACCCCCACCAGCAGCAGCAACGUCAUCAUCAUCAGCGUCAGCAGCAGCAGCAGCAGCCCCUCCCCCCCUCCCCCCUCUCGCCCCGUUUGACGCCGUCGGUGUGGGCGGCAAUGGGAUGGGCUACCCUGACGCGACGCUGCAGGACCUGAUGCUCCUGGACGAUGUGGCAGAGCGGCAGGCCAGGGCCGAGAUGAAACUUGCAGAGAUGCGGCAGACGCUCGCGGUGAGAUAGACGACGAGAGGGAGAGGGUGACGUGGGGAGAGUGUGUGUAUGCGGUUGAUCUGGUUAGGAAGCGGACCGGACCAUUGCUCUGGGCCAGCAGCAGGAGAAAGUGCUCAAGGUGACCACGAGACACACACAUACACAGGCCCCCAGCACACACAAGGCAUCACGCGUUUGCUUGUAUGUAUCACCAUCUGUGCAGGCGCGCAUCCGUGAGUUGGAGGGCGGCAGCAGCCGAUCGCAGGUCAACAUGGACUACCUCAAGUCGGUCGUCUUCAAGUCAGCCAACCACACACCGGGAGGAAGGGCGGGAGAGAGAGAGAUAAGCCUUUCAUUCCAUCUCCGUCUCUCCCCGCGUGUGGCUGUGUUAGGUACGCCGAGUACGGCAGCCGCAGCCGGUUCACCGACAGCCGUCAGAAGGCCCUCCUGCCGGUGCUCGCCACACUGCUCGCAUUCGACAAGGUAGGCACCCGCCACACACGGACAGACACAGCAGGGGACAGAGAGAGGAGUGCAUGACGUGUGUGCCGAUGGCGUGUCUGCAGGACGAGAUGGAGAAGCUGCAGAUCGAUCCGUCAACGCUGCCGCCGUCCAUCCACAUGCCGAUGGGCAGGACCAACUCACGGCAGAUGACGUGACACUGAUCGCUGAUGCGACGAGGAGAGAGCCGUAAAGGGUGCGGGUGGGGUGCGUCGUGUUUCUAGAGAAACGCAUAGCACAUUCUUGAGUGGAUAAUUGGAUGGAUGGAUGGAUGGAUGAUAAGCUGACGGACGGUUGACUUCUCUCUUGUGCACCGUGAAGGAC
Messenger RNA from Vitrella brassicaformis, 2504 nucleotides. Lineage: Eukaryota; Vitrellaceae. The record is from the annotation of a GenBank genome assembly.